Messenger RNA from Telopea speciosissima, 1668 nucleotides. RefSeq names its product aspartic proteinase NANA, chloroplast-like. Bases 1 to 1668 code for a protein of 555 amino acids. The record is from RefSeq and is a predicted model, not a curated record. Gene Ontology annotation, biological process: proteolysis. NCBI's taxonomy places the organism in Eukaryota, Viridiplantae, Streptophyta, Magnoliopsida, Proteales, Proteaceae. The transcript has a single exon. Gene Ontology annotation, molecular function: aspartic-type endopeptidase activity.
AUGAUUCACAGACACGAUCAGAGGCUCCUUGGGGAGAAGAAGUUAAAUCGUUCCGAGAGCCUCAAGGAACUCAUGGAUGUCGAUAAGAAUCGGAUGGAGAUGAUCACCCACAAGCUCGCAUCAUCGAGGAGACGUGCAACUCAAUUAGUUAAUGGACCUAAGCGCGGUCAUCAUGGACCAAAUCGUGGUCAUCAUCGUAGACCAAAUCGUGGUCGUGGUAGACCCGAGGUUGGUCAUGGGAGUGGUGGUGUUUUGGGUGGGGACAACUCUUCCUUCUCGCUUCCAAUUAGAUCCGGUGCCUAUGCCCACCAAGGUCAAUACUUUGUCACUCUCAAAGUCGGGACGCCGGCUCAGUUGUUCCUUCUUGUGAUAGAUACAGGGAGCGGCCUCACCUGGAUUAAAUGCAGCCUCAAAAACAAGUGUAAUAAGAAUAAUAAUAAUAAUAAUAAUAUUAAUAUUAAUGGAUACCAUAAGCAGCAGCAGCAACAACAACAACAGGGAAAGCAGGGAAAGCAGAGACAGCAGCAGCAGCAUGGACAACAACAGGGACGGGGAAAGCAGAGACGGCAGCGGAAGCGGCAGCGGCAGCCGCAGCGAGAUUCUUGCAGCAAUGCCGUUGGCUUUGGCAGUCUAGCUGAAAAGAUGAUGGGGAAGGUACCAAAGAGAAUGUUCUUUCCCGAACGUUCCAGAACCUUCAGAACCGUACCCUGUUCCAGCAAGUUGUGUCGAGUAGAUUUCGCGGGUCUGAUGUCUAUGGGAACGAAACAGUGUCCGACACCCAAGUCUCCAUGCGCCUACUCUUACUCAUACGCUGAUACUUCAUAUUCCAAUGGCAUCUACGCCUACGAAUCGGUGACAGUGAUCCUAGCCAACGGUACGAAGAUGAAGUUACAUGACAUGUUGAUAGGUUGCACCAACGAAUUUAAAGGGUCUGAUCCUUUAUUCCUGAGCGACGGAGACGGCGUCUUCGGUCUGGGUGGUAACACCCAUGCCUUCGGCCCAAGUGUAGUCCAAGAUUUCGAUGGCAAGUUCUCCUACUGUCUCAUGGACCGGUUCAGUGAUAAGCGUGAAACCAACUACCUCACAUUCGGAAACCGGCCACGGGAAGAGAUUCCUCCCAACAUGCAAUACACGAAGCUUGGGUUUCUGGGUGAACUUUACGCAGUCCCAGCGGAAGGAAUCUACGUAGAUGGGGUGAAGUUGAAGAUCCCAGCCGAGCUUUUGAACUUCGAAAAGGAUCAAGCCAUAAUCUUGGACUCCGGGUCUACCUUGACCUUUUGGGUUAAAGAAAUAUACGAUCCCCUCAUGGAAGCCUUUGAGAAACCAUUACUUAAAAGUUUCCCAAAGGUGGAGCAUGAUACGUUCGCUUCCUGCUUCAAGGUCAACAACAACACCUAUUAUGAAAACAUCGACGAGUCGUUAGUGCCCAAGUUUGAGAUCCAGUUCCAGUCUGGGGCUCGAUUCAGCCCACCACCCAAGAGCUAUUUUAUGUACGUUGACGCGAAUGUGAAUUGUAUUGGGUUUCAAAUGGCGCUUGAAGGCAAUUAUCACUCCGUCCUUGGGAACAUAAUGCAGCAGAAUCACAUCUGGGAGUUUGACCCCAAUAAAGAACUACUAGGAUUUGCACCAUCCACUUGUGUCCUUCGCCACCACCAUAGGUUUUUAUAA